Molecule: messenger RNA, 5064 nt
Organism: Tyto alba (common barn owl)
Lineage: Eukaryota; Metazoa; Chordata; Aves; Strigiformes; Tytonidae
Gene: PRP4K
Product: pre-mRNA processing factor 4B
Exons: 18
Coding region: 70-3087 (1005 amino acids)
Biological process (GO): mRNA cis splicing, via spliceosome; peptidyl-serine phosphorylation; peptidyl-threonine phosphorylation
Molecular function (GO): protein serine/threonine kinase activity; ATP binding
Source: RefSeq, a predicted model, not a curated record
CCUCCGCGCGCGCGUGCGCCGCGGCCCCGCGUCUCCCUCAGCGGCAGCGAAGGAGUUUGGAAGUUCAAAAUGGCCGCCGCGGCGGAACCCGAGCUGCGAGCGCCCGAGGUUGAAGAUGCUGAUGCAUCUGAGAGAAGUGUAAAUGAAGAAAAUGGCGAAGUAUCAGAGGCAGACCAACCUCAGAACAAACACAGCCGACACAAAAAAAAGAAACACAAACACCGAAGUAAACAUAAGAAACAUAAACAUUCUUCAGAAGAAGAUAAGGACAAAAAACAUAAACACAGACACAAACAUAAGAAACAUAAACGGAAAGAGGUAGCUGAUACCUCUGACAAAGAAGAUGGACCAGCUAAAAGAACUAAAAUUGAUUUUUUAGCUCCUCUGGAAGACUUGGAGAAACAAAGAGCAUUAUUGAAAGCUGAACUUGAAAAUGAAUUAAUGGAAGGAAAAGUGCAGUCUGGGAUGGGUUUAAUAUUACAAGGUUAUGAGUCAGGAUCUGAAGAAGAGGGGGAGAUCAAUGAAAAAGUGCGAAAUGGAACGAGACCUACAGCUAAGUCAAACACUAAGGGGAAAUUAGAACCUGUGGACAAUAAAACUAGUUCCAAGAAAGGAAGUAAGAGUGAAUCAAAAGAAAGGACUAGGCACAGAUCUGACAAAAAGAAAGGCAAGCUAGGAGUUGAUGGAAUCAAAGAGAAGACAACUAGAAGCAAGUCAAAAGAGAGGAGGAAAUCCAAAAGCCCUUAUAAGAGAAGUAAGUCUCAAGAUCAGACAAGGAAAUCUAGGUCUCCAAUGCUUAAAAGGCGAUCUCAGGAGAAAAACAGAAAGUCUAAGUCUCCCCCAGAGGACAGAAAUAAGGCUGAUGAUAAAAGUAAAUCAAGAGAUCGCAGGAAGUCUCCGGUUGUAAAUGAAAACAAAAGCAGAGAUCGUGGCAGAAAAUCUAAAUCUCCAACAGAACUACGAAGCAAAUCCAAAGAUAGAAGAUCACGGUCCAAAGAUAGAAAACCUAGGAGAUCAGAGACUGACAAAGAAAAAAAGCCAAUUAAAUCUCCUUCAAAAGAUGCUUCUUCAGGGAAAGAAAACAGGUCCCCUAGACGACCUGGCCGUAGCCCAAAAGGAAGAAGCUUAUCUCCCAAACAACGUGAAAAGUCAAGAAGAAGCAGAUCCCCUCUCUUUAAUGAUCGUAGAUCUAAACAGAGUAAAUCCCCCUCUCGAACCCGGUCUCCGGUUAGAAGAGUGAGGAGUAGGUCUGCAGAAAGGAAAAGAAGAGAAUCAGAAAGGAGGCGUCUUUCCUCUCCCAGAACGCGGACCAGAGAUGAUAUUUUGUCUAGACGUGAAAGAUCAAAAGAUGUUAGCCCACCCAGUAGAUGGUCCCCGUCCAGAAGGAGGUCUCGGUCCCCCAUCAGAAGGAGGUCUCGUUCACCCCUUCGACGCAGCCGAUCUCCAAGAAGGCGGAGUAGGUCUCCUCGGAGGAGGGAUAGAGGUCGAAGAAGUAGAUCUCGCCUUCGGAGGAGGUCCAGGUCACGUGGUGGCCAUAGACGUAGGAGCAGAAGCAAAGUUAAAGAAGACAAAUUUAAAGGUAGUCUGUCUGAGGGUAUGAAAGCUGAACAGGAGUCUUCGUCAGAUGAAAAUCUUGAAGACUUUGACUUGGAAGAAGAGGAUGAAGAAGCAGAGAUAAGACAAAGAAGAUUACAGAGGCAAGCAAUUGUUCAGAAAUACAAAGGCCAGACAGAAGACAGUAAUAUAUCUGUACCAUCUGAACCAAGCAGUCCUCAAAGUAGCACGCGUAGUCGCUCAAAUUCACCAGACGACAUCCUAGAAAGAGUAGCUGCUGAUGUUAAGGAGUACGAACGGGAAAAUGUGGACACGUUUGAGGCGUCAGUGAAAGCCAAGCACAACCUCAUGACAGUUGAACAGAACAAUGGUUCAGCUCAGAAGAAACUGCUAGCUCCUGAUAUGUUCACAGAAUCAGAUGAUAUGUUCGCUGCUUACUUUGAUAGUGCUCGUCUAAGGGCUGCUGGGUUUGGAAAAGACUUCAAAGAAAACCCCAAUCUCAGGGAUAACUGGACUGAUGCAGAAGGCUAUUACCGUGUUAAUAUAGGUGAAGUUCUAGAUAAACGUUACAAUGUCUAUGGUUACACUGGUCAGGGAGUCUUCAGUAACGUAGUGCGAGCCAGGGACAUGGCAAGAGCAAACCAAGAAGUAGCGGUUAAAAUCAUCAGGAACAAUGAACUUAUGCAAAAAACUGGCUUAAAAGAACUGGAAUUUUUGAAGAAGCUCAAUGAUGCAGAUCCUGAUGACAAGUUUCAUUGUCUACGGUUGUUCAGGCAUUUCUACCAUAAACAACAUCUCUGUCUGGUAUUUGAGCCACUCAGUAUGAAUUUACGAGAGGUGUUGAAGAAGUAUGGGAAAGAUGUUGGACUCCAUAUUAAAGCUGUGCGUUCCUACAGCCAGCAGUUGUUCCUGGCUUUAAAACUUCUUAAAAGAUGCAAUAUCUUACAUGCAGAUAUUAAACCAGAUAAUAUUUUGGUGAAUGAGUCUAAAACGAUAUUAAAGCUUUGCGAUUUCGGAUCAGCUUCGCAUGUUGCAGAUAAUGACAUCACACCAUAUCUAGUUAGUAGAUUUUAUCGAGCUCCAGAAAUCAUUAUAGGAAAAAUCUAUGACUAUGGUAUAGAUAUGUGGUCUGUAGGCUGCACAUUAUAUGAACUUUAUACAGGAAAAAUACUCUUUCCUGGCAAAACCAAUAACCAUAUGUUGAAACUAGCCAUGGAUCUCAAAGGAAAGAUGCCAAACAAGAUGAUUCGAAAAGGUGUGUUCAAAGAUCAGCACUUUGAUCAAAAUCUCAACUUUAUGUAUAUAGAAGUAGAUAAAGUGACAGAAAGGGAGAAAGUUACUGUUAUGAGCACCAUUAAUCCAACCAAGGACCUGUUAGCAGACUUGAUUGGGUGCCAACGACUCCCGGAAGACCAGCGUAAAAAAGUACACCAGCUAAAGGACUUGUUGGACCAGAUUCUAAUGUUAGACCCAGCUAAACGGAUUAGCAUCAACCAGGCUCUGCAGCACGCCUUCAUCCAGGAAAAAAUUUAAACCAGAUGAAGAAGUUCAAAGGGUUUGAGUAAUUAAGAUACAAAGACUGAAGAAAUUUCACAGCAGUUAUUAAUGUAUAUAAACAUAAAUAUUUCCCCUGCAAAGUUGAGGAAGAAAUGAUACAUUUGAAUUAACAUCAAGGCUGAUAUUUCUUUUAGAAAUGUUAGAGUAAUUCUGUUUUGUGUCUUAUGUGAAAAUUUUCACUGUAGAACUGUUUUAAUUGCCAAGACUGCACAGAAGUACAAUGCUAAUGUAUAUGGUUGCAGUUCGUAUAUAUUAUAAAAAGAAAAAAAGCAUCUGUUAUAAAAAAGAAAAAAAAAAAAAGAAAAAAAAAAAAAAGAGCAGUAAUACUGGGUGGUUGAUUUGUUUUUAGCAGACUUGGCUUCAUUUUUGUCUUUAAAAAAUGGCCAGCAUAAAUGCUGUUUAUAUUCACAUUUUCCUAGGUGUGUGUGUGCAGGCCACAGCAGCAUGCCCUUGGUGUAGUCAGUGCCGAAGGGGGUCUGUUCCUUCUUGAGCCUGCCCGCAGGGAUGGUCUCCUCUUUUAAAGCAGGUUGUGUACAACUUUCAGUACACUGAAGGCAUAAACCUUCCACUCUUGAACAAAGCAGCUGCUUUUUAAAAGCGAGAAAAAGGAAAGCGAGUCACAGGCCACUCAACGCCUACUCCAUGGGUCUGAUUUGCUGAGACACCAACUUCACCUUCCUAACAAGGUGCAGCUCAAAAGAAGAUGAUGGCUACCAGAAGACAUGAACAAAGGUUUCUGUCCUAUAAAAGAUAUGAAAAAUACUCUUCGUGUAGUUCUGUCUUAAUCUUUUGGUUUCCAGCAUUCCAAUUUAGAAUUGAUUAUCACUGCUGCAGUACUGAUUAAUUCCUGAAACAUACUUACUGUAUUAGAAUUUGUUACAUAGACGUGUCUCUUUCAUUUCUGGUUGAAGAGAUAUUUUUUUUUUUUUUUUUACUGUGAUUAAAUGUAGGUAAAUAAGCAUUACUGUUCAGAUGCAGUUUUCUUAAAAUGAUAGAAAGAUCAGUACAAAACCUAUGAAAUUUAGGAAAAAAUCUGCCGUUGUAUUUGGUUAAAAUACGUGUGUGUUAACCAGUAAAUACUUAAGCAGAUGUAACUUCAGCAGGUUCGUUGUUUAUUUUGAUUCUGUCAGAUCUGAUUGUUGAUGCAGAGACCAGCUGACAGGGGCCCCUCGGGACAGGUGGAUUUCAGUCCGCCGUCCAGUGCUUCUUGUUGGCAACAACAGGACACCUCUAGCUCUGGCUUCAGCAGCCUCUGGAGUUGAGGACUUUUUGACAGGGUUACGGAACCUCUCCAGUGGGAGGCAGUACCUGUCCCAGUAGCUCUGAGGAGAGGUAGCACCCCUGCAGUGAGCUGCAUUCCAGCAGCCGCAGCUCAGUGCAAACGGAGCAGCUGUGCGAGGGAGUGUUGGUGUAGAACCGUUUCUGAGCUGAUCUAAGAGGGAGGAUAAUUUAUCUUGUCCUCCUCUUUGCGAAGGUGUAAUUUGUAUCUUCACCUGAGGGGCUACACGCAGAAAGUUUGGCUCAAUCUGCUGUGCUAAUUUCUGUUUCCUCCUCCUUCAUGGUGACAAGGAGCUUCACAUUUAACGUGCUUAGAUUGCCAAGCGUUCAGAAAAAAUCAAGAUGCCAGCCCUAUGCAGUUAGAAUGUGUUUUUAUUACCUUGGUGCAUACUACUAUAAUUUAAAAAUUAAAAACUGCUUAAGACCUUUUGAUAGAAUAUAAUGAUUCCUUUAAAAAACCUUUUUAAUAAUACUUUAUCUCCAUACAUAGGGUAAGUGGCAUUAAACCUCUGAAGAAGCUUUAUGUGUAUAUUGACCCGUAAACAGAAGGCAGACCAGUCUGUGAUACUGCUGGAGAUAGAACCAUCUGCUACAGUGUGUGUAAAAUUGUAACUCGGGUGGAAGAUGUUGGGAAGUGGCAGUUGCUUGAAAUUAAUAAAGUACGCUUAAAACUUA